This is a messenger RNA of Mytilus trossulus (common blue mussel), 828 nucleotides long. Its product is annotated as CD209 antigen-like protein A. The record is from RefSeq and is a predicted model, not a curated record. Bases 1 to 828 code for a protein of 275 amino acids. The transcript has 7 exons. NCBI's taxonomy places the organism in Eukaryota, Metazoa, Mollusca, Bivalvia, Mytilida, Mytilidae. Gene Ontology annotation, molecular function: signaling receptor activity.
AUGGCUAGAGCUUUAACACUGACUGUUGAAGCUUCUCCAUUGAAAUGCGGAAAUGAGGUGACAUUAAAAUGUUUAUACUCUGGGCCAAUACCAUGUUGUUCAUCCUCUUCAAGGGUUUGGAGACGUGAUGGAACACACAUUAUGAGUGAUGGUGUUCAAGUUGUUAAUACAAAAAAAUACGAAGAGAGAGUUAAUGCUGCAGGCCAUUAUUUUGAAUUGAAAAUAUUCAACCUUGAGGAGUCAGAUUUCGGUAAAGUAUUUCAGUGUCAGUAUGGUUUCUCAACCAGCAAUUCCGUUACUUUAACAAAGGAUAUUACUCAUGGACAUAGCCUUUGUGACUUGUGUCCAUCGAACUGGACAAGGUUUGCUGAUUCCUGUUACUAUCCCAGCACUCAUAUGCAAGUUCAUUACUUUCACACUGCAGCGAUAUUUUGUAAUGGACAGAACUCGAACUUGGUGGAAAUUAAUUCCCAAGAGGAACAGUUAUUUAUGCAAAAAUUGAUCAACAAAACUAAUUCAUUACAUGACUUUUGGAUUGGUGCUAACGACAUUGAUCACGAAGGUAUUUGGAAGUGGAGUGGUUCUAACAAUGUAUUGAAUUACAGCCACUGGUGUGCUGGAGAACCAAACAAUGCACUACAGGGUGAAGAUUGUGCAGCUCUAAAUGUCAACAAAAUUCCAGGAAAAAAUUUCUGCUGGAAUGAUUACAGUUGCAAAAGUAAUCAUAACUUUGUAUGUGAGAAAAGUAUUUCGGCAGUAAGUUCAACAACCAAUGCUUAUACUCCAUCAACAGGAACACUGGUAUGGAGAACAGUCGCAAGAAAAUGA